Molecule: messenger RNA, 7564 nt
Organism: Anarrhichthys ocellatus (wolf-eel)
Lineage: Eukaryota; Metazoa; Chordata; Actinopteri; Perciformes; Anarhichadidae
Product: thyroid adenoma-associated protein homolog
Exons: 31
Coding region: 50-5662 (1870 amino acids)
Biological process (GO): tRNA methylation
Cellular component (GO): cytosol
Source: RefSeq, a predicted model, not a curated record
UGCCAGCGUGCUGUUUUUAGGUCUGUACAGUGGAGUUAAUAAAACAAUUAUGUCGUUUGAAGACCUGCUGACAAGUCUGCAAAACUGUGUGAUCACCGAGGAUCAAGCACCUGGAAAUGUCAGCCAAACACUCGGGCUCUUAUUUGAUAAACUGUCUGAAUCCUCCAGGAGUAGUGGGAAAAGAUGCAAGGAGCGCUGCUUAGAGGAGGCUGUCCAGCUGCUGAGACAGUUGUCAGAGGCUCAGCUUCAUGUUUUAGAGGAGAGUCAUCUCCUGCUUCUUGUGAGACUCCUCAUCUCCAUGCAGCUGCAGAUGGUCAACAUCUCCACAGCCUGUCGUAAAGUGGACCAGAUGUUGCAACAUUUGGCAAAGCUGGACCACCAAUUGGUUUUUAGAGAAACCCAUCGCUGUCUGCACUCCAUAGUCGGUGCUGACCAGGUAUUGUCUUUUGAGGAUCUGCAGGGAGCCUGUAUGUUCCUAGAAGACAGCACUGUUGGUCGUGAGGUGUGGCGAGAGUCUUUCCCGUCCUUGCUGAAGAAAGUGUCACAGUUAUUCCUGGUUGUGCUGCAACAAGAAUCCCUCAGAGAUGGGCCGCUGUGUUACACUGCCGUCAAGAUGUGUUUGCAAAUCUUCCAGCUGUUGCCCGGUGAAGUUGCUCCUCUAGUGUGGACAAAGGAGCACAGCGGCCCGACAGUGCAGAAGAUCCUCCAGGCUCUUAUGGACAUUAUACUUGGACAGUGCUGCAACCGGGACACUUGUCUUAUGGCAGGCACUGCUGUGGCCAUGCUGAUCAACACCGCACCAGAGAGCAGAGCUGGAGAAGCUGCUGCCUGGAGUCUGCUACAGGUCUCUCACUUAGAGCCCUGGCUGCUGACUGUUGGUGCUCUGCAGGUGCAGUGCUGCCCUGCCAGGGAAGACGGAGUGGACAGGCUGGCUGUGAGCAGGGGCCUCCUGACCUGCUGUCGACCCAGCAUCCUGCUCAGUUCACAUGUGGAUGCCACACAAGUACAUCAAAUGUGUUUCCUGCUGAAAGGUUUGUUUCCUCUGGUCUAUGCUUUGUGUGAGGAGAAGCUGGAUUGCCACAUCUUUGCGUUUGAAGCACUAACUCUGUGGCUGAAGAAAGUUAAAGAAUGUCUGGCUGACAUCUUGGAGAUGACGGGCGUUCGCCUUCUGCCUGACAACAGCAGCCUGCAGCAACAGCUCAUUGACAUCAUCUGGACCACUGCAGAAAGCCCAGUGGAAGGUGUGUCAGAGUUUGUGCGCAGCGCUUUUUGUCUCCUGCUGGACCUCUACAACAUGGACUGUGAGCAGUUUUGUGACACAGAGAAGACUCUUUAUUUUACUCUACUUCAGCGAAUAAUCAAACUACCGUGGGAGUCCAAAGCCAAAUAUCAUCGCCUUUGUGCCUUGCUGCCAUAUCUGGGUACUGACAUGGUGCUGGAUCAAUAUGCUGAAAUACCCAAUCAUCUCCUGAAGUGCUUGUCGACCAAUCACCUGUCGCCAUGUGGAUCGGAGCUUUACAGGUGUCUGAUCCAGCAGCAGCGGCGAGAGCUGUGCGACGCCUCACACACUGAGCUGGGUCUGGCCGAUCAGUGGGCGAGGCGUUGGCGGCCCGUCCUUCACGAGGCGCUGACGACCGAUGUGACACUUCUACAGAACAACAGCUCAACACACUUAUUACCCUGCACCUUUCAAGUCUUCCCCUCUGCGGUGGACCCUCUGCUGGCCUCUCUGGACCCUUUCGCCCCUGGCCACCUCCAUGCCUGGGCCUGCAUCGUGAGCUCCUAUCGAGCGGCGACCGGAGGCUCUCCCUGGGCUCUGCAGGGUAGCUCAACCCUUGAAACCCUCCAGCUAGCUCUGGGAUCUGUAGAUGACAAAGUCCGUCUCGCUGCUCUAAACCUCCUCUGCUGCAGCCCAAAGACCAUAGACACCCCAACCCCAGAGGAGAUGUCAAUAAUGAGAGUGUUUAUUCCUCAGAACCUAAACUGUGAGUCUUCGUCUUUUCGACAACAUUUUCAGGCUGGAGUGAAGAGGUUCCUGGUUCGUAUUAGAGACGGUUGCUUGGCACAUGUUAGAGGACAGAAAGGCAAAAAGAAAGCCGCUCACUCAAAGAGGGCACAAGACGUACUGGAGCAGGGAAUAGGUUUUGUUGAAUGGUUGGGUCAACUUCCAUACAGCUAUCUGGCCCCAGGACACAGUUAUCAGAGGAAGAAGACUGCGUUGCUGUUGCUUUCUGCAGUGCUGGAGACCUGCACAGACACCUGGAGCCCAGACAAGAGGAAGGGACAACCUCCAGUGAAUAUGGGGUCUCUUAUUAACUGCGCCAGACAAAGAGGACACUGGGAUUUUGUCUGCAGGACAAAGCAGCUGGUCCUCAUCAGCUGUUUAGAAGAUUCUACGAAUGAGAUUCGGGAGCUCUCAGCUGGUUUAUUGGUGAGGUUUUUCCCACCCAGUUUCCCAGAUGACAUCGCUGCAGUGCUUCUCAUGCGAACCAGACAGCUUCUCUGCAGUCCUCGGGUGCAGGAGGCUCAGAUGGGAGCGCUGAUGGCAAAGGUCCUCCUUCAGAAAUCACAAGAGCAGCCAGAGGGCUGCGGGUUAAACGGUAACAUCACUGUCAGCGGUGGGAGUGACCACAAGGCCUCCUGCAUGGUCAGAUUCCUGGUGAAGGAGUUGGAGGAGCAUUAUCUGACAGCCAAGGCUGACAUGAUGCUUGCUGCCAGAACCAAGCCAAUACAUGGUGUUUUAAUUGCCCUCCAGAGGUGUUUGCUUGAGGCACCCAGCAGUGUGUAUGACACGCUUGACUACAGUCUGACCGUUGAGGUGCUGGUUCUGCUGGAGAACAUGUCUCUGCUGCUGCUGGGUGUGCUGUACGGAGACCGGGAUACGUGUGCCACUGAAAAGGAUGCCCCCCCUUCUUUUUGUGAAAUGGGAAACGCCAUCAGCUCUCUUAUAGCCCAAGAGUCCGGAGGAGGCCAAGGGGAUGGGGAGGAGUGUGUCCUGCUAUCUGAGGAGCACAACCUCGUUCUCACCUGCUGCUGGGUCUCCCUCAAGGAAGUAGGAAUCCUUUUAGGUUCUCUGGUGGAGAAAAUUCUCACUGAAUCCAAACCCAGCAAGUGCCUUCUAACAAAAGAGGAUCUAACGAGAGCAUCAAAAGUGUUCACUUAUAUUCUUCUCAAAUGCCGUCACUGGGGGGCAGUAGAGGGAUGCUGUGCCGGCUUCACCAAGUUCUGUGCCUCUCUGUUGUGCAGCAAUGAUCCAGAGCUUAGUGAUAUACCGGCCCACAUGCUGAAACUAGGCUUGCAGGUCGUGCGGUCCCCUCGCUCUACCUCGGUGACCCGGCGGGCUGCAGGGCUGCCUAUGCUCAUCCUGUGUGUUGUGUCAGCGGAGGAGGCCAGUAAAGCAAGACCACUGUUAUCCCACAGCAUGCAAACCUUACUGGAGACAGCCAAAACCCCUCUACCCGAGAACUGGGACCAAACGCUGGACCUGCCACAGGUGUGUGCGGUUCACACUCUGCAGGCCCUGGUUCGUGGUUCUGGUCUGGGAGUAGCUGUCCUUCAGUUCGCUCCUGCUGUAGCCAUCUUGUCACUCGCUAUGCUCAGUUCUCCCUGCUGGGCCAUGAGGAACGCUGCUCUGCAACUUUACAGUUCUCUGUGCUCGCGAAUGCUCGGCCAGCGGCCCAGCAGUCAGGAGGGGGGCCCCACCCAGCACGGCAUGUCCCCCCUUGCCUUCUUCUUCCACUACCCUGCGCUUCAGCCCUUCCUCCUGGGCGAGCUGAGAGGGGCAGCUCAAGACCUCCAGGGUCCACCCAAUGAGGCCAAGCUUCACCUCCAACCCUCACUCUUCCCUGUCCUCACUCUGUUAGCCCAACUUCAGCCUGGUGUCCAAGACUCAACGGAAGCUUUGUCAGACUUCCUGCCUCCUUUGCUCCAGCUGUCUGCCAGUCCUAUUUACAGUGUGAGAGCGAUGGCCUCCAAGGCUUUGGUUGCCAUGACUCCCCCCUCAGAGUACAUGGACAUCCUCAUCAAACUGGCGGCUCAACUGCCCCGUCCACACGAGCGCUUCUGUCACAACCGGCUCCACGGACAGCUGCUGCAGAUCAAAGCUACUCUGCAGAGAGCUCUCUGCACAGUCAGCGACCCUUCAGCUAAGCUGUGCGAGGUGCUGAGCAGGGUGGAGGCCUCGGUGUGGCUGGCGACUGAAGCUCAACGCUGCCCCCUGGUGAGAGCGGCCUACCUCGGAGUGGCAGACUCGCUAAGAAGACUCUGCCGUGAGACCUACCUGUCAAAGCUCAGCUACACGCUCAUGCGUGACCUCCAAACACCUCGACAGGAGCUUCAGCUCGGGUUGUCAUCCUUCCAUCAACAAGCCAUCCAAUUUCUAUGUGCAGAUCUAACGUGUGCAUGUCAAAUCUGGGACAACUUCUCUGCAUCAAGCCCUGAUCUGAGGCUCUCACUGGUUACGUGGGUGGUGGAUGGGCGGGGCUCGCAGCAGACCGGGUUGAAAGAGGUGAUCCAGAGGGUGUUGCAGUCAAACCUGAGGGAAGCAUUGUUGAGCGUCAGUGUGGAGUACCGCAGGACCUUCCUCGCAGCCCUGGUAGCAGUGAUGGCCGGAGGAGAUUCUACUUUGCCCCAACAUCUUCCUCAGUCGGCCCCACUGGAGGAGGCAGUUCGACUUGAGUGUCUGGAUUUGUUGCUUGGGGACUUGGAGGACCAGCGAGGGGGGCCAGAGUUUCUAUCCCAGGCUCUGUAUGCUGCUAGUCUGCUGCUUUCCCAGGCUUCAGGCUCCAGUCUAAAGAUAUCCGUGUUCCAGCGCUGGUGUAGCACCUUGGAAUGCCAGCGAUCCCCAGACGCCCCUGAAGUGCUCAGGAUGGCGUGCGCUGAAGCUCUGUGUGUGGCUGGAGUUCCUCUAAUGAGCCACAGCCCUCUGCCUGCCAUCACCAUCAGGUCGAUCGACACAGGCCUUUACUUGCUGCAGGACCAAAGCCAGCAGGUGAGGAUGAAAGCGGCCCAUUUUGCUUCCAUGCUGCACCAUGUGAGAGAAGGAGAAAGCCAAAGGAGCGUCUACCUUAUGCAGGUUAACCGGGCUUUGCCGCUCCUGCUGGACCUGCUGCUGGAGGAAUGCUGGGAUACUCCUGGCACACUGGAGGUGCUGCUGUGUCACCUUCCCCAGCCUGACCUCAGAUCUGUGCUGAGGGAGGCUUCAGAGACGGGGGGCUCCAGUCUGUACGAGCAGGAUGAGGCCAACGUGUUUGCAGAGCCCUCUGUGAUCUCUGCACAUGUGCUGCCUUACCUGCUGCAGAUGGCUGGAAAAUGCUGUGAAUCCUCUGCUGUGGCACAGAGGCUGAGUGCAUGGGCAGAGGAGAGUGCUGCACAGGUUCUGGACAGCCUUGAAGUCUGCAAAGAGCUCCAGCCAGCGGAGACGUUGACCCCGGCCUGGCUGGCGCUCCUGACGGACCCCCGUUUCCACGGCACCCUGUGCGGUCUGUUUACCAGGACUGCCCUUCUCCUUCGGCUGUCAAACGCAUCCGACGAUGUACGACACCUUUGCGAUCCUUCGGCGCUGCACAUGAGCUUACGGGACGUUUGUAGUCUGCUCAGUCUGAACGGUGUCCACUUUCCCUCUGCUGUAACAGCUGCUGUGGCUGGAGAGCUGCCGCGAUGACGGAACAAGGGGCCCUUUUUCUGUACACGCAGUGAGCAAAGCCGAUGAGGCCCCGGGAUGAAAUUACUUGCGGAUAUUUUGAGAAUGCUGAAUGACAUCUUCAUGUGCAGCCUCAGUCUUGAAUGAGUAGUGCAACUGCUGAUGCUGCAGUACACCAGCACUUAACAAGCUGACUACGUUAUGUAAGAGCUCAGCGGCCGCAGUCAGAGAAGAGACCCAACGGGCAUUAGUUGCCAUGUUCCUCACAAGCUCUAUAGUCGUGUUUUUUUUUCUACAAUGCUUUAAAUAAAAGUUUAUAAUAUUGAAUUUUCUUGUAGUUAGUUUUUUUGGCAUUAAGUUUGUUUUUUUUAUAUACCGAGGUACAGUCACUAGAAUAACUCCAGGUCUGUCUUUAUGAUCACGAUCACCUCAGAGCAAUAUGCUCAUUAUUAUUCCCAGAGCAGGGCUCCUGUCCCGUGUUGUUGUUGUUGUUAUAUGUUUGCUGUGUCUCAGCAGCAACAGAAGCACAACUCAAACUGAUGCAGUGAUGUAAUGCGAUAGCCUCUGGAGAAAUUGGCUACUUGGUGCCCAGCAGGGGAAUAUAAUGUGUGUUUUGAUGCUCCAUUAGAGACCUUCUGCCUGGAUAAGUGUCCCAUUUUCCAACCACAUGAGGACUGAAGAUGAUUAACUGGAUCUGAUAUCGAGCUGUCAGUUGCUCCGCAACGGACCACACACUAGAGCAGUCUUACAUCACCAGAGCCCACUGCUUUUGUUUGAGCUGGGUGGCUUCUCAGUAUCGAACAAACACUGAGAUGAAAUACUUUGUUCAUGCUAUGGUUGGCUCUGUUAGGCUGCUUAUUAAAUGUACAUGGACUUUUUUUACUGUUGUAUUCUCACAACUUUUAUUCUUUCUUGGGAUAUGUUAUUGUCAGAGGUGGUUGAGUUCUCAGAAUGAUAUCUAACCAGACAAGUUAUCAACAAACUGACUGUAAACCAGUUAUUUUGUUACUGUUUCACUUACUGGUGCAAAACAAACCCUUUUAGAUGUAAAUUGAUGGGCCAGGUUGCCCGAUUGGAUUACAAGACAGCCCGUCUGCAGCGCUCUCACUCAAUACUGAACCAAUUUAAUACAUUGUUAACCCGUUUAGUCAGUUUAACACAGAAAACAUGGGAAUAUGUGGUUCAGGUUGAAAAAUAAAUUAAAUGACCCUGUAAUGAAAUCUACAUUGCAAAAACAAUCCCCUAUAACUCAGUUUCAUGUAUUCACAAGUCAUUUAAGACGAAGCUUAUAGCACAGAUCUCUGAAAAUACAAAUGUGGCCUUAAACUUUGCUCUACUUCAAGACAAAGGCAGGAAAGUAAUUUGGCUUGACAGCUUGUCAAUGUGUCAGAAAACAAAGACGUACUUUUAUAUGAAAAGACAUCAAUUCUCUCUGAAUCUGCCUGAACCUGCAUUUGUGUGUCUUUUGCCUUCUACCUUAAAAACAAAGUUUGAGAUGUGAGUUUAAAAGCAAGGUCGGCAGUUUAUGGAAGACAAAGCUGGAAAAAUGACCAUCUGGCUCAAUAAAAGCCUGAGCUAUCAUUAUUGAGAGUUAGUUGACUCUUAGUAAGCUUACGUCCUGCUAAUUCAAUUACUAGUUUACUGUGGCAACAGGGAAUAAGGCCAAGUAGGUACAUCCACUUUUAUUGUGUUUGUGUGUGUGUGAGUGUGUGUGUGUACAUGCAAACAGAAAAUUGUUCCACUGUUGCAUCACAAGCCAGUGGAUCCAGAGGAUGACAGUAACAAGCUUAAUGAAUAAAUGUAUUUUAAAAGAAGGGUUUUUGUCAGUUUACCUGUGCAUUCAGAUUUUAAAAAAGAACCGUCAAUGCUGAAUAUAAUAAAGAUAACUAUUGAGGUUGUCAUAAAAUGUUUUUCUUUCAUCCC